Caenorhabditis auriculariae is the source of this 6026-nucleotide messenger RNA. The record is from the annotation of a GenBank genome assembly. NCBI's taxonomy places the organism in Eukaryota, Metazoa, Nematoda, Chromadorea, Rhabditida, Rhabditidae.
AUGCGAGCCAUAAUUGUCACCUGUCUCUUCUUUGCGACCCAAUUACGUGCAGGUAUGAUCGUCUCAAUAGUUAGGAUUGUAAUUAGUCGAAAAAAAAACGGGCAAAGUCGUCAAAAAGAAGAUUCUAUAGCUUAUUUUUGAGUUCCUAAAAAUUGUCCAAAAAUUCUCCUUUUCUUCAACUUUUUCCGGCUUUCUGGGUCCUUUCGAGCUUGGAAGGCAAAGAAAAGCAAACAGGAAAACUCUACUUCGUAUUCUUGAGAGUUGAUAACUCAUAUGAACCUUGACUGAAUUCCUUCAAACCGAUUUAUCAAAGUUCUUCGAACUUUCUAAAUGGCUUGGAUUUCAGCAAGCAUCGCUUCUUCGUCAACGACCGCUCCAGAACCAAAUUCGAGCACGUCAUCUCCGCCCUUCGACUUGGAUUUGGAGCUGAACAAGAUACGAACCACCUGUCUAUCCGAUAGAGAUCAGGAGCAUUUCUCGGGGGACAUAGUGAAGGGGACCUUGACUGCAGCUGUCAAUGCGAACUUGUAUGAAGCGGCGCAUAAUAUCAUAGGGCUUACGGAGCUGCGUUCAGCCCUCGGGUUCGCGCCACCAACGUCUUGGAACGACUAUGAUAAGGAUCCUAGCAAAGAACCUACCGUCGAGGCCUACUACGAGCUGAAGGAGCCGAGUCAACAAAUUGGGCUACUCGCGGAAAUUUAUUACCACGAGAAAACCUUCACCUCAGCCGUUGAGUUCUUCGACAAGCGGGUCCCCUCCAUUCGCCGAAUCUAUCGCCGCAAGUUUGCAGAUCUUCGUCGUCGUCCUGGCGCGGAAGCGACAGUAGACCGGAAAGAAGUUGAUUUCAUGAUCGCGGAGUUCAGAGCCAUCGAUGAUCGCAUAGAGAAGGCGGUUUCAAAAAUGGUACAUUUAGACUUUACUUGCCUCCGAGCUGGUAGACUGCUCAAGAGUUUGGAAGCUUCGAAGAAAAGCUCCAGAAAACCAAGUCUUCGUCUCUAAUGAGGUAUCCAAUCAGAGACGUAGUUUGCGAGUUUAGAAACGUGACAGAAAUUUUGUAAAGUUGUAUAUUCCGCAGUUUGAAAAAUGCCCGAGUAAUUUAUUUAUUAGAGCAUCUCUUGAGAGAACGAUCCCUCAAUGUGAUAACAUCUUUCUGUUCAUUUUCUUUUUUUAAACAUUGAAAGUUGUUUUUUUCUUGAAUAAAGAUUUUUAUUUAUGAAUGGAACCAUUUUUCCUGUCGGUUGUGAAAAAAAGUGAAAGAUCGGGACUCAAAAUGAGCAGUUUAUUUCUUGGAAAAAAAAAAUAAAAGCUACCUGUUCCGUCCACGGUUCGCCUUCUGUAUGAGGAUUUAUGAAGACCCCAGUUUUUUUUUUCCAUAAACUUUCAACCAAAAUUAUUGACAUUUUGGCCAGCAAUGAAUCAUUCUGAAUGCAAUAAAUAUACUAAUCGGCUUUGAAUAUGUUCGAAUGAAGUGAGAAACAACGAGAAACGAGAAAAGCCGCGUUUCGACCAACAUGCCGUUAUUCAACCAGUGAAAAUGUAGGUUUUUUGAAAAAAGCUUCAAAAUUAGCACCAUGAAACGAGAAGAAGAUAUUGAAAUAAUGUUUGUUCAAAAUAGAGGCUACCCGGUUGAAGUACGACCAGACAGGAGCUCUUGAAGUUUUGCAGGAAGAGUGACCCCAAAAAUGGACUUUUUCGAUUUCCCAUGCAUUUUUCGCUUUUGUGUGUGACUUCACUAUGGAGCUGUUUCCUAUGUUUCAAUUAUUCGAAGAUUUUUCUUCAAGUACCUCUCGCCGAAAAUCAUUUAUUCAACAGUAAGUUCUAUUUAUUUGUAAAGUACCCGAAUCGCCUCUUCAGAAUCAACGUUGCAAGCGAAAUUCCCUUAUUCCAAUUUCACGUGGAACUUUUUAUUUUUGGCCCCUAGCGUUGGUUUUAUUCUAGCAAUCUUUCCAGCAAAAAUAAUCCUGAAGGUAGAGUCCAUUUUUUUUUCUUUUAAAUUUUACUGAAAGGAAUUUAUAGUGGCCACUUUAGGGUUUUGAGGAUUAAGUCUUCAGUGUCUAACAAUAGGGGGCUCUUUACAAAUCGUAGUGGUACUAUAGUCGAUGUGCCACAAGUUGAAAUUUCACGAAACGACACUCCGCUGUUUCGAUUUGUGCGAUAGCGCGCUUUUUGCGAAUUUGCCAACCUCGGCCACCACGCUAAUUUUUUUUUGGUUUUCAUUCUAUUUUUGAUCGUUUUUUACUUGUUUUUUUCCGUUAAAAUGUAUUAUUACCUUUGAGAAGGAUUGUGUUCUACAAAUGUAAACGAAAGAACACAGUAAAUUUCAUGAUCUUUCUCGAAAAAAGCGAUAAAAAAAAUUUGAAAAACUUCAUGUAUUCGUCAAUCGCUUUAAUAUUGUUUUUCUCGUUUCUCAAAAAGUUUUCAAAGGUUUACCAAAAGAAUUUGCGGGUGAAAUAGGCCGUAAACGCCACAAUAUUCUACAAAAGUUUCUGUGUUUUUUUAAUGUUUUCAUGGUUUUUUUUUCUGUUUGCAGUGGUUAAUAUAUCUUUUUCAGAAAGUGAGUGCCUUAUAAAAUGAACACGUGAAUGAGCACAAUGAAAUAGAGAGAUCGGUUUCGGUCAACAUAAGGUUAAAUCGACUCCUCUGUUUUUGUUCUUUUACUUUUUAUUGCCGUUGGACAUGAUUUUAUUGAGGGAAUCUCAACGAGAUUUCAAAGGUUGGCGAGGAAGAAAGAAGCUUAUCCAUAGGGAUAUAAGACGAGGUUAGUUUUUCAUAUCCCACUGACAUCGAAAUUGCAGAGUAACGUUUGGUUUUAAAGACGCGAUAUUUUCAACUUCACAAGUCUUUGUGGCGUUUUGUGGAAAAAAUUUUCAUCGAGGUUAAAUAUCAUUUAAUGUUCUCUUGCUAAUGCUUCUUGAUAAUUUCAACCGACAAGAAUACAAGAAUUUGCAGAAAAUGCUCAAUAUGAGGAGAUUAUUGCCUUUUCGAGCUUUGCAAUGCAACAUAAUUUGAAGAAAGCUUUUGGUUCCUUUUUUUAAAAUGGAGCUUCAGAUAAGUCGAAUUGCUGAACUAUGCGUCAGAAAUGGGGCGUGAACAGUGGGAACUUGGAACAGUGGAAACGAUGUGCUGAACGAAAUGUCCAGAAAACUAAUGAUUUUUCCUUUGAACUUAUGUAUCUGUUUUUUUUUUGUUCAAAAUUCGUCAAUGUUGAAACAUUCAUUGUGUUUUAUUUCUGAUCGGGAUAUUUUUUUAAAUGAUUUGAAAAAUUACAAGUGAAAAUGGAAGAAUGUUGCAUGUCAGGGACGUUGAAAUCAAUAUUAUAAACGCAUUUUUUCGCUUAAAAUUCGAAAAUUAGUCAACUUUAUUUGUUUCUAAUGAGACAGUCUAUCCACUAGCUAUGAUAAUCAUGAGUUUGGCACGAAGAAAACUAUUGAAACAUAAUUAAAACAGUGAAAUUUUCAAAUGAAAGAAAAAAUGAAAAGCGCGACCGAAAUUCGCAAAGGCAAGGCGCUUUCACGACCACAAGGCCCCAAGCGGAGUGUUGUUCCAUGAAAUUUCAAGUCGUGGCACAUCGACUAUACCCGAGAACUGAAAACUACUAUAGUAGCCACUAACACACUUGGCCUUAUAUAAAGGGUGGUUUUAGUGGUCCCUUUAGUGUCUUGAGGAACUUCUUAAGUGGUCACUAGAACUUUCCCAGUAAGGUUAUGGAAAUCUUUUUUGCAGAACUAUCAAGGAAGCCUGAUUUUUCUGUUUUUCGGAGUUUUAGUGUCAAUAUCGACAGCUUUUCAUCCAACGGCGGCUUUUUUAAAUGUUCAUUUGCUGAUUUUCACUCGAUUAAUUCAGGUAUUGGUUUUAUUUUUUUGAUAUCUUUUUAAAAAUCGUUCAGGGCGCUGCUAUUCUGAUUUCAAUACCCAUAGUUUCAAACCUUAUUCGGAAUAUACCUCAAGAGUCCAUUGAAAAGGGAUGGCUCCAGUUUUCUUUCGCUCCUCAGGUAUUUUUCAACAUAAAACUUCAAGAAUGAAGUUUUACAGGUGUCUAUCUUAUUAGUUGCAAGUAUUUCCCAAACUUUUGAUGGAUGGGAUAUUUUAUUUUACGUGGUUGCAGGGCUGAAUAUCAUAUCUUUCACAUCUUUUCUCUUCUCAAGGUAAGGAUUUUUUAAUUAGGAGAACAUUUAUAGAUUUAGAAAGGAAGACAAGUCUGAUCCCACGCCUGAAACAGAUUCAGAAUUCCCAAUAAAGGUUAACAAUAAAUUAGAUAUGAAGCUUGGAAAUUUCUAUAAAUUCCACUAAAAAAACUCGUUAAUUGAAAUCUUCAUAGCCAAAAUCUGCGGAAACUUUAAUUUUUAGAUAUUUUCGGAUAAAUAAAGUUUCAAAGUCCGAAUUCACAUCUCAAAAACUAUAACUUUGUGCAAAUGGAAUUUCAGAGAUGUAUUGGGCAAAUUUACAGAAAUUUCCAAGCUUCACACUAAAAUGACCCCUCUUGUCAGCUUUUUUCAAAAAUCGAAUUCCAGGAAGUUCUAAACGACGUCUCGAUUCUAUACUGUCUACCUGUCUCCUUCGCUUUUUUCUUCGCGAACCAAAUUUUAUCACAAUUCACUCCAAAAAUCCUGCACAUUAACCUGGGAUUCACUCCUUCCAACACACUUUCCAUAAGUCUAAUCCUUGAAGUUUGAGCCCGGCAAAAAGAAUCGAAAAUUUCGGGAGUUCAGGCCGCAGAAAUCCUUGUUAAACUUCUAAUAUGCUUGAUUGGAUUUCGGUUCACCUUUCUGAAUCCGAAAAUAUCGAUAAGGGCGUUCAAUACUAUAGCGAUUCUUGGAAUGUCUACUGCUUGUUUUGGACUAGCUUUCAAGUGAGUUCGAAGUUCUGAGAGAAGAAAAAGAAAAAAAAACUUAGAAAAAUGAUUUUUUUUUUGUUGGUUAUUUUAUUAUAUUCUAUUUCUGGACAACAAAAAUAGUUGUUCCUGAGCCCCUGUAAAUUAUAAGACUUUUUUAAACCGUGUCAAGACCCUUUUUCUAUAAAUGUGACACGUUGCCUCAAAUGGUAUUUAAAUUUGCUAUAAACUGUCUCCAGAAUAAAUAGACCCGAAAUUAAAUUAGUCAGAUUAAAAAAAUAAAAAAAAGGCAGACCAAAGCGCGAAAAAAAUUUUUGGAGUGAGCAAAAAAGAAGUACAUGCCGAAUAUUGGCGGCACCAGGCUUUAUCGAAGAUUGAGUUAAAAACAAUUUUUUUCCAGAGAAAAAAGAACUCAUUUUCAGCAAUGAUCGCCUUAUUUCGGCAAUCUACCUGCUUAUUUUCAAGCUUUCCUCCCCUUUCGCCUUUUUCGGAUUUUCGCGGAGCUUGGUUUUGACUUCGCCGUACUUUUUUUCUUCAUUUUUCUAAAAUAAAUACUUAUUAUAGGAGAUUCGCAUCGAAAAUGUUGGAAUAUGUCUUCUUCAUCAACAUCGCAGCUAUGGUCAUGGUUCCCUUGACCGUAACUAUUUUUGAGUUCAUUUUUCCAGUCGGAAAUUGGAGGUUUAGUUGAAAUUAGUAAACUGAGAAAAAUUGAACUUUCAGCAUGCUCUGGAUGUUUAUUGGAGCGCUUUUGAUUUCUUCUAAUCUGGUAUUUUUGAUAUUGGCCCAAGCCGAAGAAGCGGAAUGGGCAAAGCCAAAAAAGGUCGAAAUCGGCGUGGCUCCAGUCUCUCACCCAAGACCUGCCGAGUUUUCCGCGUCUCUAGGUGAUAGAGUUCGUUUAUCGUUACCUUACUUCAUAUCAUAUAUGUAUUCGUCAUGACUUGAAUCUGUCUGACCUGUCUGAGCCCUCUUCUCUCUCGUCGAAGAGGUCCUAGAUGCAUGUAAGGACAAGAGACCGAGUGAGAAGAAAGCGCAGAAAAGUCAGACUGUAUAAAUAUCGAGAUUUCUCAACGAAACGACAUACCGUUCCAGGUUACAGUAAUCGUACAGACGCGGGGCUUGGACCGUUGCGAGACCUGCAGACGGCACGGCAUCGGCGUCAAGCACGAAAAAUGCGCCAGUCGUCAAAUUCCGACUAG